UUUCAUGCCUAAUCAAUAGGGCAAAAAAGCAAAGCAAAAAAGCAAAAGCAAUAGCAAUAGGCCACCAGACCAGAACAUUCAUAUAUAUCGAGAUAUAGAAAUGGCGGCGCCGAUGCAACACGAGGAUCUGCUGAAGCUGAAGAGCUUCAUCGAGUUUGUGGACUCGAAUCCCACGGUAUUGAACUUGCCGCAGCUGCAGUUCGUCAAAGAUUUUGUGGAGAAGUUCGGGGGCACGGUACCGGCUGGUGAUUUCAAGAUGCCCGACGCCUCUGCCGGAGGCAAGUGCCCCUUUGGUGGCGAUGCUGGUGCAAAGGCCAAAAAGCCGGCUACUGGGGCCGCCGAUUCCGCGGAUACUAACGCCUCCGAAGAUAGCGAAGAUGAGGAGUCCCUUUCCGAACCCGAAUCGGACGUGGAGCUGGACAUGGAGGGUGUCAUCGAGGCGGACAGCGAUCCCGCCCAGCCGAUGGGCGACUCCGCCAAGGAGCCCACCGAGGAGGAGGUGGACCAGGCGGGCGAUUUGCGUGCCCAGGCAGCCUCCGCCUACGGCCAGCAGAAGUUUGACGAGGCCAUCGCCUUCUACACCAAGGCCAUCGAACUGAAUCCGGGCAAUGCCCUGUUCCACGCCAAGCGUGGCCAGGCCUUCCUCAAGCUGAAGAAGCCCAAUGCCUGCAUACGCGACUGCGACAAGGCGCUUGAGCUCAACUGCGAUUCGGCGGCUGCUUACAAGUUCAGGGGACGUGCCCGUCGCCUGCUCGGUGACUUCGAACUGGCUGCCAAGGAUCUGAGGCAGGCCUGCAAGCUGGACUUUGACGAGGAGACGGACGAGUGGCUCAAGGAGGUAACCCCGAAUGCCAAGAAGAUCGAGCAGCAUCGCGUGAAGCAGGAGCGUCGCCAGGCCGAGCGAAAGAUCAAGGAACGUCAGCGGGCCCAGAGGCGCGCCCGCAAGGAGCAGGCCAAGCAGAGCGCCAGCUCCGGUGGUGGUGGAUCAGCCGGAGGAUUUCCUGGAGGAUUCCCGGGCGGCUUCCCCGGUGGCUUCCCAGGCGGAUUUCCCGGCGCAGCAGGCGGCGGUGGUGGCAUGCCCGGCAUGCCCGGCGGCGUAGACAUGGCCGAUCUGAUGGGUGCCAUGAAGGAUCCCGAGGUGGCAGCCGCCAUGCAGGACAUUCUCGGCAACCCGGCCAACAUCUCGAAGUACGUAUCAAAUCCUAAGAUCUUCAACCUGAUCAAGAAGUUCGUGCCCGGCGGAGAUUUGGGAGCUGCUUUUGCUCAAGCGGAGGAAAAAUCCGGAGAGCCGAGCGAGCCAAAAACUAAGAAGGGCUCCGCCGAUUUCGUGGACGAUGGUUUGGACUAAGGAUUGGGGAUCGGGAAUUAAUAAGAAUGACACAUGCGGCGAUGAAAAUAAGUUAACAAGUCAUACACACGAAAUAGAGCGAGAUGAAAAAGCGGCAAAGAGAGACAGAGAAGAAGAUGGAGAAGGGAUAAGGAAAACACUAGGAAAAACAAGAAAAGCUGCUGCCUUACACAUUUCCCAGCUCAGAAAUAACUUGAACAUUUCGCUAAGCUUUAUCUUAACAUUAACUCAAACAUUAAAGAGAGGUCAGCAAAGCAGAAAUACAAAUAAUUAUAUAUAUAUAAAAAGAAAUACCACAAACAGUCGAAAGGAUAAGUUUUAUUCCAAAAGGCAGAUGAUUGUGUAAGAAACUAGAGUAGAAGGAAGUGAAGCUGCUUCUUCAGACAUUUUCCAAAAGCUAGUUGAAAAGCUAUUUCCAAUUUUCACAUUAAAAAAGGUUUAACUUAUGCCUACGCUAUUGUCAGUUCACCAGAUCAUAAAGUAUCCUGUAAAGAAAAGAAAUGCGAAUGUUUCCUUACUAACGUUUAAAAGUCAAGUCAUAUUCAAGUCUGUCGAUCGAUCUAGUUGAACUAAAGCUCGAUAAGAAACCAAAACAAAUGAAAAAUAUUAAAUAAUAUUAGCCUUAAUUAACGAUACUCGAAGACAUCAGAAUAACAGACCGAAAAACGGAGAAAAAUACUAAUCACACCAUUUUGUCAAACAAAAUUGUACUGAGUAGGAUUUGAAUAAUAUUGUACUAAGCAAUUGCAUUUAACCACCCGAAAUGAAAUCACUCGCCCACUCAUAUUCAUCCACACAUAUAUUCACAUGCCGAUAUGUCAAACAUUCAUUCAACCAGUGAUCAAUGGAAUUAAAUAAACGAGAAUCCGAAGUGCUAA
Molecule: messenger RNA, 2226 nt
Organism: Drosophila suzukii
Lineage: Eukaryota; Metazoa; Arthropoda; Insecta; Diptera; Drosophilidae
Gene: HIP
Product: Hsc/Hsp70-interacting protein
Molecular function (GO): Hsp70 protein binding; protein dimerization activity
Source: RefSeq, a predicted model, not a curated record